AUGACAACCAGUAAUACCAAUAAUAAUGAUAAUAAUAAUGAUGAUAAUAAUGAUCAAGGAAGUGAUCAGAAAACCAAAACUGGAAAACUAGGAACCGGUGCUAUUGUAGGAAUAAUAAUUGGCGCUAUCUUUAUUGUUGCCUUAUGCAUUGCUACAAUUUUCAUCAUCAAGAAACGUCAAAUAAAGGCAGAAAAAGGAAGUGAAUCCCAAGCUCAACUUAUGAAUUUGGUUUAA
This is a messenger RNA of Trichomonas vaginalis G3, 234 nucleotides long. RefSeq lists its product as uncharacterized. The transcript has a single exon. Bases 1 to 234 code for a protein of 77 amino acids. Lineage: Eukaryota; Parabasalia; Trichomonadida; Trichomonadidae. The record is from RefSeq and is a predicted model, not a curated record.